This is a messenger RNA of Wasmannia auropunctata (little fire ant), 690 nucleotides long. RefSeq lists its product as uncharacterized. Gene Ontology annotation, cellular component: membrane. The record is from RefSeq and is a predicted model, not a curated record. Gene Ontology annotation, biological process: sensory perception of taste. The transcript is spliced from 3 exons. The coding region runs from base 1 to 690 and encodes 229 amino acids. Lineage: Eukaryota; Metazoa; Arthropoda; Insecta; Hymenoptera; Formicidae.
AUGGUCAAUACUAUAAAGAAGUCGUUAAGUCCUGUUUUUUUAAUCACUUUUCUCUUAGGUUUAGGAAUUCUCUAUCCCUUAGACGAAUUGAGAUAUCGUUUGAGUAUUGUCUAUAUAUUAACAAUGUGGAGUGUUUAUGCUUACGCGUUAUAUUGGGCAAUGUCUGUGGUAAAAAAUGUAAUUAAUAGUUUGGCUGUCUUUACAAUAAUAGUAAACUUGUUUGUGGCAAUGAUAUCCAUAAUUAUUACCUUCUGUGAACACAAGAAAUAUCAACAAUUUAUGAAGAAGCUCGAACAUGUGGAUGAUACAUUAGAAGAACUCGAAACAUCGAAAGAAUAUUGUAGAAUGCAAAAUUUCAUAAGACUGAUCUUGAUUACGUGGUCUGUAAUGACUUGCAUAUCAUGGAUUAUUGAUUCUUUACUGUGCUUGACAGUGUCCAAUGAUAUAAGAGCUAUACUUAUUCCUUGCAUUCUGAAUUAUUUUACACACGCUAACACCAUCACAGAUAUAACGUUUAUGCUUCUUUUGAGACAUAUCGGUAGCAAAUUGGAUAAAAUAAACGAUCAAAUUGAACAAUUAUCAGAAAUAAAAGACUAUGGACUAAGUUGCAAGUGGAAUAAAUAUCCUAUUGUUAGUAGGCACAAUGUUCAAGAUACUGAUCGCAAGCGUGUGUUAUGGAUUACAAUGUAA